AUGAGAGCUACACUGCGCUGGCAAGCUCUCAGGUCCUUACAGCCCCGCAUCGCUUCCCCACUCGCAAUCAGAACCUUCCGUCAUCAUCACUCCAGCACAUCCCGCCAAGCCAACAUGAACCACAUCCACCAGUACGGCGUGUUCAGCGCCUUGAUGCACGGCUUUUCCUCCGACGGCGCCAAGGUAUCAGAGAUCCUCUCCGCCUGCGACCACGGUCUCGGCACUGUCUGCGGGCUCAAUGGCGAAAUCAUCAUCCUCGACGGCGAGGCCUACCACUUCACGCCAGACGACAAGCUGCACAGGCUCCAAGCCGACGACCGCAUGCCCAUGAUUGUCGCAACAGAAUUCAAGCCUACAUUGUCCAAAGAGCUCUCCACGCUGAACAUGGGCUCGUUACCCCAAGCCAUGCAUCCGUUCUUCCCGACGAAGCAGAACAACUUCAUGGCCGUCCGCAUCGACGGGUUCUUCCGCAAUAUCACGUACCGUAUCGGUGGGCCACAGCUCCGUCCAAAAGAACCGCUGCUGGAGCUCGCUAAGCGGCAGGUGACCAAGUCGUAUGAGAAUACCACGGGUACGCUGUUUGGCUUUUACUCGCCGCCGUAUAUGAACGGCGUGGCGGUUGCGGGCUUCCACUUGCACUUCCUGUCGGAUGAUCGCACGGCGGGUGGGCACGUGUUGAGUUUCGAGGGCGAGAAUGUUUCGCUAAAGGCUGCUGUCAAUACGCAGCUUCAUCUUGAGUUUCCAGACUCGGAGGAAUUUAAUGAAGAGCCUAUCUUGCCGGAGAGCGCAGGUGAUUUGCAUCUGGCUGAGUGA
Messenger RNA from Penicillium olsonii, 813 nucleotides. Lineage: Eukaryota; Fungi; Ascomycota; Eurotiomycetes; Eurotiales; Aspergillaceae. The record is from the annotation of a GenBank genome assembly.